Molecule: messenger RNA, 1551 nt
Organism: Pedinophyceae sp. YPF-701
Lineage: Eukaryota; Viridiplantae; Chlorophyta; Pedinophyceae
Source: the annotation of a GenBank genome assembly
AUGCAGGCGCUCUCAGCGGGGUCGCGCUGCGCCCCGGUCGUCGCUAGGAAUAGAGAUGCGCCGGUUCCGCGGUGCCCCGCUGCCCGCCGCGGCCUCGCGGCGCCUGUGCCGCGCCCGCCGUCUGCCCAGGCUCGGCUGGUGGCCGCCUCCGCGGCGGGGGAGGUGCCGGAGCUGUCCGCUCUGACCGCCGUGGGACCGCUCGAUGGACGCUACGGCCGGGCGACGGCCGUAUUCCGCAACAUCUUUUCGGAAUACGGCCUCAUUCGGUUCCGGGUAGCAGUGGAGUGCCGGUGGCUGCAAAAGCUCUCCACGAUGCCCGAGAUCACGGAGGUGCCCGCGUUCGGCCCGGAGGCUACGGCGCUGCUGGAUGAGCUGGCGAACAACUUCACCGUCGCGGACGCACAGGACGUCAAGGACGUGGAGAAGACGACCAACCACGACGUCAAGGCCGUCGAGUACGUGUUGAAAAAGAGGUUCGAGGCGGUGCCGGAGCUGAAGGCCGCGAGCGAGUUCACGCACUUCGCGUGCACGUCGGAGGACAUCAACAACCUGUCGCACGCGCUCAUGCUGCGCGAGGCGGUCCAGGAGCACGUCCUCCCGGCCAUGGACAAAAUCAUCGACGCCAUCGCGGGCAUGGCCGAGGACUUCGCGGACGUCCCCCUGCUCUCGCGCACGCACGGCCAGGCCGCCUCGCCCUCCACCAUGGGCAAGGAAAUGGCCAACGUGGCGUACAGGCUCCACCGGCAGCGCCAGCAGGUCGCCGCGGUGCCCCUCUACGGCAAGAUGGCUGGCGCGGUCGGCAACUACAAUGCGCACAUGUCGGCAUACCCGGAGGUCGACUGGCAGCAGUGCGCGGAGGACUUCGUGACGGGCACGCUCGGGCUGCAGUUCAACCCGUACGUCACGCAGAUCGAGCCGCACGACUACAUGGCGGAGCUGUUUGGCGCCGUGGCGCGGUUCAACAAUGUGCUGCUGGACUUUGACCGGGACGUGUGGGGGUACAUCUCGCUCGGGUACUUCAAGCAGAAGACGGUCGCGGGCGAGGUGGGGUCGUCGACGAUGCCACACAAGGUGAAUCCGAUCGACUUUGAGAACUCCGAGGGCAACCUGGGCAUCGCGAACGCCAUCAUGGACCACCUCUCGAACAAGCUGCCCAUCUCCAGGUGGCAGCGCGACCUCACGGACUCGACCGUGCUGCGCAACCUCGGCGUCGGCCUCGGGCACUCCCUGCUGGCCUACUCCUCGACCAUGCGCGGCAUCGGGAAGCUCCAGAUCAACGAGGCCGCGCUCGCGCGGGACCUCGACGCCACGUGGGAGGUCCUCGCCGAGCCCGUGCAGACGGUGAUGCGGCGCUACGGCAUCCCGGAGCCGUACGAGAAGCUCAAAGCGCUGACGCGCGGGCAGGGCAUCAGCCGCGAGAAGCUGCAGGAGUUCGUGGCCGCGCUGGAGAUGCCCGAGGACGCGAAGCGGGCGCUCGCGGAGCUCACGCCCGCGACGUACGUCGGCAACGCGGGGGCGCAGGCGCGCCGGGUGCGGGAGUUCUUGCGGUGA